Molecule: messenger RNA, 657 nt
Organism: Papaver somniferum (opium poppy)
Lineage: Eukaryota; Viridiplantae; Streptophyta; Magnoliopsida; Ranunculales; Papaveraceae
Exons: 3
Coding region: 1-657 (218 amino acids)
Molecular function (GO): zinc ion binding
Source: RefSeq, a predicted model, not a curated record
AUGGAAAUGGAGUUAAUGGGAAGGCCUGGGGUUGCUGAGUAUUGCCGCAAUAUGCCUAGGGAACAUUGGUCCAGCGCGUUCUUCACUGGCUGUAGAUUUGGUCAGACUACAUCAAGCGUUGCUGAGUCCUUCAAUAAUUGGAUUCGGAAAGACAAGAGGCCUGCCUGCGCCCUCGUUGACAUGAUCAGGUUACGCGUUAUGGAGUUGAUGAAUGAACGUCGCGAAAUGAGUCUUUUGAUGGACCCAGAGAAGCUCACUCCUACCUACGAGGCGUUACUUAAAGAACAUAUUCAAAUUGGUCGAGUUUGGAAUGUUACUCAGUCAUCUGCGUAUGAGUAUGAGAUUCAUUCGCCUAGGUCUCACACUGUUGAUCUGCUGAACAAGACUUGCACCUGCCAAAGAUGGCGUGUUUAUGGUUUUCCAUGCUCUCAUGCUACAACAGCUAUUUCUGCCAAGGGUGAUCGAUACGUAGAUUAUAUCGAAGACUACUUCAAAGUUACAAAUUUUCAGCAGCUGUAUUCAAUUGCUAUCAGACCAAUCCCCAACUACAACAGGCCAGAGCAGUAUCUGCCAGAGGAUACUAUUUUUCCACCCCAUCCACGAGUUCCACCAGGUAGGCCAAAGGGAAAUCGUAUCAAGAAUGCAUGGGAAAGCUAG